AUGAAUAAAGAAGAAUCGGUGGUAUUAUCUCGUCCUUGUACACUUUCAGAAAUACCAAAUCCUAGCAGAUUAUGUUGUACACCGCCCCAAAAUCGUUUGAUGCCUUGGAAUCAUCAUACGGCCGCCGCUGCUGCAGCGGCAGCAGCAGCUUCGGCAGCUGUGUCACAGGCCAACGAUACAUCAUCAAAUGGCAGCAAUAGUAAUCACAAUAACAACAACAACAAUUCCAGCAACAUCAAUAAUAAUAACAGCAGCAGCAACAACAACAACCACAACAAUGAACCAACCUGCCUUACAGUGCCUCGUCAGAAGAAUCAAAAUCUUGGUCUCAUCUGUGUCGUGUGUGGCGACACCAGUUCGGGGAAACAUUAUGGCAUAUUGGCCUGUAAUGGUUGUUCUGGAUUUUUUAAGCGUAGUGUUCGUCGCAAACUUAUUUACAGAUGUCAAGCGGGUACUGGACGUUGUAUUGUUGACAAGGCUCAUCGUAAUCAGUGUCAGGCGUGUCGUCUAAAAAAGUGCCUUCAAAUGGGAAUGAACAAAGAUGCCGUACAAAAUGAACGUCAGCCACGUAACACGGCCACUAUUAGACCGGAGACACUGCGGGAGAUGGAGCAUGGACGAGCUUUACGUGAAGCUGCUGUAGCUGUGGGGGUUUUUGGACCACCCGUUUUAUUGUCACCGCCAUGUUAUGGACCUGCUUUACUACCGCCGCCAUCACUUUCAGGCUUGCCGACGGGGCGUCUAUUACAUCAUAAUCACUUGGCCGCCACUUCAAUGCAAUUAUCGGCGAAUAUGAACAACAAUAACAACAAUACUGCUACAUUUCCCAUAUUCAAUAACAACAACAUUUACAAUGCCAACUCAGCCACCACAAAAGAUAAAAGAUAUGCUGACUUAUCAAGUGGCGGCACCAUUUCAUCAUCAUCAAAUUCCUCAAGUAGCAAUUCAAUAGAUCCUUGUUCGCCUCCACCAGAAAAUGGUAAAUAUUUAGGAAAAACUGCUAAUUUGAAAAUUGCUUUAAACUUUAUAUUUAUAGCUGCUCCCAAAAAUCCUGUCAGUGGUAGUGUCUCGUCAAUUAGCUCUGCCAGUCCUAUACCCGAUAAUGAUAAUGAUGAUGAUUCCAUUGAUGUCACCAACGAGGAUGAGGAACCCUUAAAUGGUGAAAAAUCUCUAAUGCAAUUUGAUAUUGCCCAAAUAAUGUCGCCCAAUUUGUAUGUCCAUCAACAUGAGACUGUGUACGAGACCAGUGCUCGUCUUUUAUUUAUGGCUGUGAAAUGGGCGAAAAAUUUACCCAGUUUUGCUAGUCUUUCAUUUAGAGAUCAGGUUAUUCUCUUGGAGGAAUCGUGGUCGGAAUUAUUUUUACUAAAUGCCAUUCAAUGGUGCAUACCUUUGGAUCCUUCAAAUUGUCCUUUAUUUUCGGUAGCCGAACAUUGUAAUAAUUACGAAGCCAGCAAUAAUAAUGGCAGUAAUUGUAUGUCAAAGGAAGAGAUUGCCUCCGAUGUGCGCACUUUAUAUGAAAUCUUCUGCAAGUACAAAGCUGUCUUAGUAGAUCCUGCAGAAUUUGCCUGUCUUAAAGCCAUCGUUUUAUUCCGGCCCGAGACACGAGGUCUAAAAGAUCCUGCACAAAUUGAAAAUUUACAAGAUCAGGCUCAUGUCAUGUUAGCUCAACAUACGAAAGCUCAAUUUACCGCCCAAGUGGCUCGUUUUGGUCGUUUACUCUUAAUGUUGCCCCUGUUGCGUAUGAUUAAUUCACACAAAAUCGAACUGGUCUAUUUUCAACGCACCAUUGGCAAUACUCCCAUGGAGAAAGUCUUGUGCGAUAUGUAUAAAAAUUAG
This is a messenger RNA of Lucilia sericata (common green bottle fly), 1836 nucleotides long. RefSeq names its product photoreceptor-specific nuclear receptor (gene Hr51). Gene Ontology annotation, biological process: cell differentiation; positive regulation of transcription by RNA polymerase II; anatomical structure development. Gene Ontology annotation, molecular function: zinc ion binding; RNA polymerase II cis-regulatory region sequence-specific DNA binding; nuclear receptor activity. The record is from RefSeq and is a predicted model, not a curated record. Lineage: Eukaryota; Metazoa; Arthropoda; Insecta; Diptera; Calliphoridae.